ACUACAACAGCCUCUUUCCCCUGGAUGACACUCAGCCCUCUAAACUAAUGCGCCUGCUCAGCAGCAAUGAGGACGAGCCGGCUGCCCUUUCCAGUCCAGGAGACCGGUCUAUGAGCAGCUCGCUGUCUGCCUCGCAGCUGCACACCGUCAACAUGAGGGACCCUCUCAACAGAGUCCUGGCCAACCUGUUCCUCCUCAUUUCCUCCAUCCUGGGCUCCAAGAUGGCCGGACCUCACACCCAGUUUGUGCAGAGUUUUAUGGAGGAGUGUGUUGAGUGCCUGGAGCAGGGGAGCCGGGGGAGCAUCCUGCAGUUCAUGCCCUUCACGAUGGUGAGUUAGCGUCCGGCUGGGAGGGAAGA
This is a messenger RNA of Notothenia coriiceps (black rockcod), 358 nucleotides long. Its product is annotated as mediator of RNA polymerase II transcription subunit 24-like. Lineage: Eukaryota; Metazoa; Chordata; Actinopteri; Perciformes; Nototheniidae. The record is from RefSeq and is a predicted model, not a curated record. Gene Ontology annotation, cellular component: mediator complex. Gene Ontology annotation, molecular function: transcription coregulator activity. The transcript is spliced from 3 exons. Gene Ontology annotation, biological process: positive regulation of transcription initiation by RNA polymerase II. The coding region runs from base 48 to 338 and encodes 96 amino acids.